UAUGUAGAGAGUUUCUAUCUAGACGACAUUUUAUAAUGAAAAAUGUCCAUCAUGCUUUAUGGUGAAUACAAAUUGAAGAAAUUUCAUGAGCACUGGAGGUUUGCGUUGCAGCGCUUGGUCUUCUUGGCAGCAUUUGUUGUGUAUUUGGAAACAGAAACGCUAGUGACUCAAGAAGCGGUUACAGAAAUUCUUGGCAUUGAGCCAGAUCGGGAGAAAGGAUUUCAUCUGGAUAUAGAAGAUUAUCUCUCAGGAGCUCUAAUUCUUGCCAGUGAACUGAAAAGCAGUCCAGGGCUGGUCUGAUGAUUCCUUGAUCUUUGCCCCGAGGUUCUUCCAGCCUCAGCUUCUUUCUUAUGUUCCAGAACUGUUGCUUUAUGCACAUCUUCACUGUAGCCAGCAAUAGGAGGACAUGGGAAAAGGGUAUGCCCUCCUGCUUUGAGGAAAUUUCUUUCAGGCUGUA
Molecule: messenger RNA, 457 nt
Organism: Cebus imitator (Panamanian white-faced capuchin)
Lineage: Eukaryota; Metazoa; Chordata; Mammalia; Primates; Cebidae
Product: translin-like
Exons: 4
Coding region: 43-300 (85 amino acids)
Cellular component (GO): nucleus; cytoplasm
Molecular function (GO): RNA binding; sequence-specific DNA binding
Source: RefSeq, a predicted model, not a curated record